AUGGCAGGAGGCGCAGAGAGGUUCCUGAUGCCCCCGGUGCCCCCGGACCUCUUCAUGCAGAUGUGCCGAGAUGCUGUCCGUGCUAAUGCGGACUGGGUGCCUCCAACAGGCAAGGGCUCCUUGUACAUGCGACCCCUUCUCUUUGGCAGCGGACCUGCGCUGGGAGUGGGCCCGAGCCCCGAGUUCACCUUCGUCAUCUACGUGGCGCCCGUGGGGAGUUACUUCUCCGGCAGCGGAGCGCGACUGCGGAUCGAGCGAGGCCACCACCGGGCGGCCGAGCUGGGCGUUGGAGACGUGAAGGCUGCGGGCAACUACGCGCCUUGCUUCAGCCCGCAGAAGGAUGCCAAAGCAGCAGGCCAGAUCGGCGGCAACAUCACGCAGCCGGCGGUUUGGACCGACAUUGACCGACAGCUCUUGAAGCCGCAACUGGCGGUCGGCCUCGGCUGUCCAAACACUUCGAUCAGCUUAGUCGGGGAAAUCGUGGAGGUGCCCACCGAGACGCUUUCUACAUUGGACCGGUAUGGCCGGGGAGAUCGGGUCGUCAAGCUCUCGUUGAGCGGCACAAAGUUCCUCACACUGCGCUCGACACUUGCACACAGCGCGGUGCUGGACAGCAUCGUGACGCGAGCUGAGACCAAUGAAGAUCUCGCGAAUGAUGGUGCCAUCUUCGUUGAUCGAGAUCCAAAGCACUUUCCGAUUAUCCUCAACCACUUGAGGAUGAAAGCGGAGGGCCGCGAAAUCUUUCAAAACCCGUGCAAGUGGGUCCAGGGGAAGAGCCACGCACCCAUGCUACCCAGAGACACCGCUGAUCUGCGAGACCUCCUUGUGGAGGCAGAGCAUUAUGGACUUCCAGAGCUUCGCAAAAGGAUCCUGUCGAAGAGGAAGCUGGCGAGGCUCUUUAGCGUCAUGGCGGGUAGCUCAGGCAACCCCUUCGACAGUGCCACGCGUGUACUGAUGACGAUACGCAACACAACUCUGCUGCUGGGAACGGGGCUCGCCAGCAGCCAGGUCUUGCUGAGCCAACUGAAAGAAUCCAAGGACCCCAUGCAAGCCUUGGAUGCUGUGACCAACUUCACGGCGACCCGCUUCUCCGACAUCCUCUACUUCGAUCCCAGCGGUGAGCGAGUGGAAGAGGCUGCGGCGAGCAAUUUCUUCUGCAUUACUGAGGACGGCGUCUUGAAGACACCUGAGCUUGGUACCAUCCUGUCCGGGGUAACGCGCGACUCCAUCCUGCAGCUGGCCAGGAAUAUGGCGGCUUCUGGUGAGCUGAGUGGUGUGCAGGAAGGCACGGUGACCUGGGACGAUAUCCUGUCGGCGAAGGAGGGCCUGUGUAGAUUUGCCGUGCGACUCGGCUGCGUGAUGGCCGAGACAGUUCGGAUGAAUGGCUUCGUGAAGGCAGACGUACAGCUCACGCCAGGAGAGAGACCACUGUUCGACUACAGUUGCUUUACUGGAGGUUUUGCAUCAUGCUUCAAGUAUUUUUGCUUGCCUCCUUGCUCGUCUCGCUGUCGCAUGACGGUCAAGAACAUGAGGAAGCAGCAGGCGAAUCUUCCAGUCGACGUGGCUGAUGCGCGGAAGAAAGAGGUAGAAGAGGGCUUGAGCAAGCAUGACUUUUUCGAGAAGUACGGCUUCGUCCUCCUAAAACAUCAGAGCAAGAUGACUGCAGAGGACUGGCUGGCAGGCAGCACGAAGCCCUCACCGGAAACGUCUCCUGGGAAGCCUUCAUCCUCGAAGGUCCGUGACAGCUAUGCUAAGGAGAUCGAGCCACUGAUCCGGGAACUCUUGCCGAAGGCCUCCGAGAUCUCUUUUCCAUCAUUCGCUCUGCGCCGUGGACCUGGUGGGCCCAACCCCUUUUAUGGUUUCGGGGUGCACCAGGACUACGGGUUGUAUCCCGAGGACAUGAAGACGACCUACAAGAUAGCCUACGCGGACCUCGAAGGCAGCUUCGAGGAUUUUCUGGAGCGGUGUUAUCACGAAGACACCGCAGGAUUCUCGAUCAUAAACUUCUGGCGCCCUGUGCCGCCCAUGGCAGGCCCAGUGAAAAGCACACCCCUGGCAGUUUGCGAUCCCAGCACGGUGAAGGUCGAGGACUGUGUGCCGAUAGAGAUGUACGGCUUUGUUCCUGGAGGUCAGCGCAGCUUGCUACUCAGGCAGAAUGCGGACCAGAAGUGGUACUACUACCCAGACAUGACCACGGACGAGGUCUUGGUGUUCCGACAAUUCCACUAUGAACGAGGCAUGCAAGCCCCUUACCACCGAAUCAAGACGGUCUUCCACACUGCCUUCAAGCAUCCGGGGUCCUCCCCUCAGGAUGAGGCUCGCAGCAGCAGCGAGUAUCGGCUGGGAGUGUGGCUGAAAUAG
Messenger RNA from Symbiodinium sp. CCMP2592, 2361 nucleotides. Lineage: Eukaryota; Dinophyceae; Suessiales; Symbiodiniaceae. The record is from the annotation of a GenBank genome assembly.